UCUUAUCUGCAGCCUCAGGUUUGGCUAGCCCAUAGUCAACAAAAGAGAGUUUUAGUGUUUGAACGUAUCAUCAUUGCUGGAAUAAUAUUAAGAACUUGAAAUCAUAUAAUCAAUAUGGGUUCGAUAAAUCUAAUAUGCCCUAUGUGUUGCGGAGAAACUUUUAAUAAUUCUGAGUCUCUUAAGUAUCAUUUAUUAAGCAUGACUGAUAAUCUAUACUGUCCUGGAUGCUCUUUAAGGACUUACUCAGUAGCUGCUUUAAUUCAACAUUUAGAUUGUUGUGGAAAAGAAAUAGAUCAAGAAGAGCAUCGAAAAGAUAUGGGACCAAAUUCUAAUGAAUUAGAGGUUGAAGAUAAUGAUAAUGAAGAGACAGAUAUCUUAAUGGAUGAAAAUGAUGAUGCUAUUAAUGAUAGUUUUUUGGCAACUGUCAAUGAAGAUGGAAUAAUGAUUGUUGGUGAAGGUAGAACAAUUCAAGUAGAUGAAAAUGGAGAUAUCCAAGUUUUAGAAAAAACAAAUUCAAUAAAUGAAGAUGAAUCUAUGUCUCUUAUAAAUUGUGAAAAGGUUAUAACUAAUGCAGAUGAGGAAAUUCAACUUUCUGAUUCUUCUAAUUCAUUGCAACAUAAUAAUGUAAUAAGCAAUUCAAAUAAAGAAGACUCUAUUGCCAGUAUAGUUGAUAAUUCUGAAUUAUUAAAUGAAGAUGAAACAACAUUAAUUUGUAUGACACAAGUUGAAGAUAUGCAAUUUGAUGAUUGUGAUAUACUCAAAAUUAAAAAAGAAUGUGAUGAAACACUGGAUAAAGAACAGGAAUUAGAUAUAAUGUAUAGUUGUAGUACUUGUAGCGUAAGUUUUAGUUCUGUAUUAGAACAUAUAAAGAAAUAUCAUGAUGGGCAAGAAGUUGUAUUAGAAAUGGCUGAGCAACAAAUAGAUGAAAUACAAUCAACAACAACAGAAACAAUACAUCCAUCACCUAUUAUUACAAGUACACCAAUUCAGUUACCAAAUAAUGUUGUUCAUACAACAGCAGUUCCAUCAAAACAAAGGCAGCUAAUGAAUACAUUAAGAACCGAAGAAUGUAUUGAUAGCGAUGGAAGAUUAUAUACAAGAAAAGUUGUGCAAAUCGAAAGAUUUUGGGAUAGAACCCCAGUUACAUUAUCUUCAACAAAAGCUCCAAUGAUUGAAAAAUUUUUCUCCAAUGUUGAAGGAGUUAAGGUUAGAGAUAAAAGUGUAACGGUUGCUCCAACACGAAUGUACAGGUGCAAUCAAUGUUUAGAGCAAUUCGCUAAGUUAGGCGAUUUUCGCGUUCACGUGUGCCUUCAAGGAAACAAUCGAUGCGACCAAUGCGAUCAAACAUUUGCAACGGGGAAAGCGUUGCAGAUUCAUAUGAAAGUACAUGAAAAUAAUGAUUUUCCAUCUCAAAAGAUAUUUUUGUGUCCUGUAUGUGGUACAGAAUUUUUAACACAUAAAAGUUUACGAUUGCAUUCGAGAAUGCAUGCCCCUGUCAGGGCACGUCACGUCGAGGCACCUGAAGGAACUGAAGAAGAAACUUUUGUUUGCAACGAAUGCGGUACGACCCUUUCGGAGUCAUAUAGGACUGCACAUAUGGCCCUCCAUGCCGGUGAUACAAUCACGUGCGCGGUGUGUAACCGAAAAUUUGAUUCGGCUGAGAGUCUUUCGAUGCACGCAGCCGUGCAUACGGAGAUUAAUGUAGGCUCACCGGGCCCUGGGGGUGGUGGCAGUGGUGGUGGUAGCGGAGGAGGUAGUAGCAGCGGUAGCAGCAGCUUCGGGAAUGGGUCUGGAGGUGGAAUCGUAGCCGAGCUUGCACUUUCCACUUCCCAGAGUAAUGCUGAGACUCUGUACGCGGCCAACAUCAUCACAGCCACCGUCAAUGCACCGAUCGCUGAUGCCGUUGAGGUCCAGAGCCAUAAACCUUACCAAUGUCAACACUGCGGGCGUAGAUUCACGCGGCCCCACGAAAAAGUUAAGCAUGAGAGGAUACAUACUGGAGAGAAGCCCCACUCGUGCGAGGUUUGCGGCAAGAAGUUCCGGGUCUCGUAUUGUCUAACUCUUCAUAUGCGCACGCACACGGGAGUGCGUCCUUACGAAUGUCAGCACUGUGGCAAACGCUUCAAGGCGUCCUCUGUGUACAACCACCACCUACUAACGCACGGUGAGGAGCGAGCCUAUACCUGCCCUUAUUGCCCAAAGACGUUCAAGACCCGGGUACAACUCGCCGGCCACAAGAACAGCCACACGAAGCCAUUCCGGUGCACCGAGUGUUCGCGGCCAUUUGCCUCCCUUUAUGCGGCCCGGGCUCAUAUACAAACUCACAAGAAGGACAACAACCUUAAGUUCAGCUGUAACGUAUGUGGUGCUUCGUAUGGGCGAGCAUUCGCCCUAAAAGACCAUGUGAAGCAACACGAGCGAGAGAAUACGACAGUACCGCCGGAGCCGGCACGUGAAGUUGAGGUCCAUGAAGUCGACAACUUUCUCAUGCACGAGGAGGAGGAGGAACCUGAAGAUGAGGAACUUACCGUGCCAACGCCUCCGCCGCCGCAGCCGCCCCCGGCCCAGGCUCUUCACGAGGGAUGAAGCGUUUAUACUGCACUGGAGCCGGUGUCUCAUUGACGCAAGGACAAAAAAAACUGAGUGCCUCUCCUCGGCAUUUAUUCGUGAGAAAUCAAGGCUGGAACAUCGAGCGUAAUUGUAGUGCCGUAUACUCUAGGUUUAUUCGUAUUAAUUUAAUAUUCUUAGGUUCUUUUAAAGCGAGAACAGCAUCUUUUUUAUGCACUUGCAGGAUACUCGUGCACCGUAUUAGUGUCUCGCGUUGUAGAGUAACGGUUCUACCACAAUUUUUGUGUUCCUUAUUAUGACUUAAGUAAUUUGUUUUUAGCGAUUGCCGUCUAGUUC
Messenger RNA from Ceratosolen solmsi marchali, 2904 nucleotides. Its product is annotated as zinc finger protein 14. Gene Ontology annotation, molecular function: DNA-binding transcription activator activity, RNA polymerase II-specific; RNA polymerase II cis-regulatory region sequence-specific DNA binding. The transcript is spliced from 7 exons. Bases 115 to 2586 code for a protein of 823 amino acids. Gene Ontology annotation, cellular component: nucleus. NCBI's taxonomy places the organism in Eukaryota, Metazoa, Arthropoda, Insecta, Hymenoptera, Agaonidae. The record is from RefSeq and is a predicted model, not a curated record. Gene Ontology annotation, biological process: regulation of transcription by RNA polymerase II.